AUGGCAAUUCCGUUCUCAUUCACAUUUCUCCUCCUCCUCGUCGUUGUUCCUUCCUUCAUUUUCUCUUCCACGCUUCAAGAUCCAAACUUGGUAGUCGAAGAAGUAUACAUGAGCAUCAAUGAGUCGAGAAGAAACCUGGGGUUUCUUUCUUGUGGGACAGGAAACCCCACUGACGAUUGUUGGAGGUGUGAUCCCAACUGGGAAAAGAACAGAAAGCGUCUCGCAGAUUGCGGCAUUGGGUUCGGCAAGAACGCCGUCGGAGGCAGAGACGGCAGAUUCUACGUCGUCACCGACCCCAGCGACCACCCCGUGAAUCCCAAGCCAGGAACACUCAGAUACGGCGUCAUACAGGAAGAGCCACUGUGGAUCAUCUUCAAGAAAGACAUGGUCAUCAAGCUCAAGCAAGAACUUAUGAUGAACUCCUUCAAGACCAUCGAUGGCAGAGGAGCCAAUGUUCACAUCGCAGGUGGCCCUUGCAUCACAAUGCAGUUCGUGACCAACAUCAUAAUCCACGGAAUCAACAUUCACGACUGUAAACGAGGAGGCAACGCCUACGUGAGAGAUUCUCCGACACAUUACGGUUGGAGAACGGUGUCGGACGGCGACGGAGUUUCCAUUUUCGGAGGAAGCCACAUCUGGGUUGACCACUGUUCUCUCUGGAAUUGCCAAGACGGACUGAUCGAUGCGAUUCAUGGAUCCACAGCAAUCACAGUCUCAAACAAUUACAUGACUCGCCAUGACAAAGUGAUGCUUCUGGGUCAUAGUGACGGUUACAAGAAGGACAAGAACAUGCAGGUCACCAUAGCCUUCAACCAUUUCGGUGAAGGGUUAGUCCAGAGAAUGCCAAGAUGCAGACAUGGGUACUUCCAUGUGGUGAAUAAUGACUAUACCCAUUGGAGGAUGUAUGCGAUAGGAGGGAGUGCGGAUCCAACUAUAAACAGUCAAGGCAAUAGAUUUCUUGCUCCCAAUGAUGGUACCUUCAAAGAGGUGACCAAGAGGGAGGAUUCACCUGAGAGCGUGUGGAAGAAGUGGAACUGGAGGUCAUCAGGUGAUCAGAUGUUAAACGGUGCGUUUUUCACGCCGUCCGGUAAGGGAUCAUCUUCAAGCUAUGCUCGAGCUUCAAGCUUGUCUGCAAAACCAUCUUCACUGGUUAGUUCAAUAACAGCAGCAGCUGGAGCACUUCAAUGCAGAAAGGGGUCUCGUUGCUGA
Molecule: messenger RNA, 1209 nt
Organism: Neltuma alba
Lineage: Eukaryota; Viridiplantae; Streptophyta; Magnoliopsida; Fabales; Fabaceae
Product: probable pectate lyase 5
Exons: 4
Coding region: 1-1209 (402 amino acids)
Molecular function (GO): pectate lyase activity
Source: RefSeq, a predicted model, not a curated record